Oryzias melastigma (Indian medaka) is the source of this 1387-nucleotide messenger RNA. RefSeq names its product FERM domain-containing protein 4B. The record is from RefSeq and is a predicted model, not a curated record. Gene Ontology annotation, cellular component: bicellular tight junction; adherens junction. NCBI's taxonomy places the organism in Eukaryota, Metazoa, Chordata, Actinopteri, Beloniformes, Adrianichthyidae. Gene Ontology annotation, biological process: establishment of epithelial cell polarity.
GUCUUACACUACUGGGUUUUGUUAUUUUAGUUUGAGGUUGGACGUUGAUAGUCUUAGUUUCCAGGCUUUGUUUAUUUGUUUUUUUACGUAGUUGAUUAGGCAGCUAUUAACUGAGAGAUGCUGACUGUGACGUCCGUCAUGGCUGGGUCAGCAGUCCACCUGACUUUAUGUUUGGCCCAUAGACUGUAUAUAAAAUAAUAAUAAUAUUUUUACAGUCUAUGGUUUGGCCAAGGAGCCACCAUGGAGAGAUAAAGGAGCCACACGUGGCUCUGGAGCCGCAGGUUGCAGACCUGUUCUAGAAUCGAUAGCUGUAACUUCCAACAUUUUGUGUCUCGAUUAUUACAACAAACAGCUCUCCAUAUGCUGGAGGGCCAGUACAUCAACACCAACUAUAGUUUUUUGUUUUUUUCAUUUUUGUUGCUGGCAUGUCUUGUGAUUUUAUACAUAUUAAAGCGUGUCUUGGCUCAACUAAAGUUAAAAAUGGAUCUCAUACACGCCUAGAUCCCGGCGUGAAAUGGUUAUUUAUAACGCGCAAAGCAUGACGGGACCGCGGUGCUAUUAAACGUUGGAGAAAAUGUUGGCAGUAAAAGUGAACAUCUAAUAAAGUUUCUUAUCAGCACAUUACCAUGGACUUCACAGAAGUUUCUGCCCAGCCAGCCAGUAUAUUAUCCAGUGUUGGGAGCAAAGAUCCAGUAAUCUUAUCCAGCAACGCAAGCCUCAUCUCUACUGGUUCUGCUGACUCUGACGUCAGUGAUAAAAAGAGGAAAGAAAAGAUUGCAGAGUUUAAAAAAAAUGAAAAGGACCUUCAGGAGAAGUUGAAGCAAAAAAUCCAAGAGUUAAAAAGGAUUUGCCUCAGGGAAGCUGAGCUCACCGGUAGAAUACCAAAAGAAUAUCCUUACGACGCCGAAGAGAUGGUUCCUGAAGUAGCACGCUGUGUUAGAGCGCCCUUCAGGCGGAAGGAUCCUUCUGACAAGCAGGAUCCGCUCUUUAGGGAUCUGGAGAGCACAUUUGCUUUGCAGCAGAAGAUUGUGGAAUCAUCCAAACGGAUAGUAAGUGAAGGUGACCUCUACAAGACCUUGAAGAGUAAGAGGAGAUACGAUUAUAUGAACGCUGGGAGGAACCAGGAGGAGAAACCAGGAAACGGCCUAAAGAUCACAAAAGGAAGAAAACCCUCACAGGUGGUUUCACUAAUGUCAACAGAUGAAGUCGACUCCUCAGAACUCAGCUCUCCAUCACUCUCUCUGGAUGACAAUUCUGACCUCGGUUCCCAGAGAGAGCAGUUUGGAACGGUCCAGUACUCAACAGUACUGCACCAUGCAAAGACCCUGCAGAUUCCUCAGAUGAAGGACAGACAGGCUGCAGCACAUGACCAGCUGGCAGUCAGCAG